UUCCUGUUACCGGCUUAUUUACAAUGCGCUCAAAGAAAAAACCCCUAAACCCUUGUUAGCGUUUUUCUUUCUAACACUCAAAAUCUCGAUCCAUUUCGUGUCAAAUCCCAAUCCCUCGAUUCGUUCGUGUUGCAGCAAUGAGACACCAAUGGCGUCUUCUCCACCACCUUCUCCGUUUUCGCGACCGCAUUCUCAAUCACUCUCAGGUACUUCCCUCUUCCUCUUCAAUCCCUUGUCGUUUUACCGCCAAUUCCACGUUCCAGUUAAACCCUAGUUUCCGUCAUUUUUCUUCCGAACCCGUUCUAGCACAAGCCGACACUGACAACCUCCUCGUCGUCGACAUUUUCUCCAAACCUGCGGAUUCCGAGGACUUCAAAACCCUCCUCGAUUCGAAUCGCGUUAUGAUUACCCACGACGCGGUCCUCGCAGUUCUGUGGAAGCUAGAUUCCAACGUCGAGGCGGCGCGGAGGUUCUUCCUUUGGGUUUCGGAGAACCACCCCGAGAGGUUGAGCUCCAAGUGCUACAACUCGAUGCUGCGCGUUUUGGGGACCAAUGGUGUUGUUCACGAGUUUUGGGACUUGGUUGAUGUGAUGAAGAAAAAAGGGUAUGGUGUUUCUAAAGGUGUGAAGGAGAUAGUGUUGGAGUCUUUUGAGAAGGGUGGAAUGGUUGCUGAUGUGGCGAAGUUGAAGGGUUUGUAUGAUAACUUGAAUGAGAAGAAUAUUGCUAUAGUGUGUAGGAUUGUGAGGAACAAUGUGUGGGAUGAUGAUGUUGAGAGGCAGAUUAAGGACUUGAAUGUAGGGUUCUCCGGUGAUGUCGUUAAGAUGGUUUUGGAGAGUUUGGCUUCGGAGCCAGCGAAGGCAUUGAUAUUUUUCCGGUGGUUGGAGGAGAGUGGGAUGUUUAAGCAAGAUGGGGCAACUUACAAUGCGAUGGCGAGAGUGUUGGGGAGGGAGGAUUCAAUCGACCGGUUUUGGAAGCUUGUUGGUGACAUGAGGAAUGCCGGGUUUGAGAUGGAGUUUGAGACCUUUGUUAAGGUUUUAGGACGGUUUUGUAAGAGGAGAAUGGUGAAGGAUGCUGUUGAGCUUUACGAGUUUGCUAUGACUGGUGUGAAUAAGCCUACGGUGCAGUGCUGUGUCUUUCUGUUGAGGAAGGUUGCUGCUGGGAAAGAGUUGGAUAUGGAUUUGUUUUUGAGGGUUUUAAAGGUUUUUACCGGAAGUGGGAAUUUGUUGACCGAUUCUAUGGCUGAUGCUGUGCUGAAGACUUUGACAAGUGUUGGUAGGACUGGAGAGUGGAACAAGGUUUUGAAAGAAAUGGAAGAUUGUGGGUUUGUUGCAGGUGGUAAUUUACAGAGUAAAAUUGCCUAUAGACUUGGUGCUGCAGGUAACAAGGAACAAGCUCACGAGUUCAUGAAUAGAAUUGAGGCAUCUAGGUCUAGUCCAGACCGCAAGACAUGGGAUUCUUUAAUUGAGGGGCACUGUGUAGCUGGGAACCUUGAUAAAGCUUUUGAAUCUUUUAAAGAGAUUGUUGAGAAAGAGGGGGUUGCUUCUGCAGGAUAUUCUUUUGAUGUGUUAAUGAAUUCAUAUUGCCAAAUGAAUAGGGCAGUAGAUGCAAGCAAGAUUCUAUGCCGACUAGUGAAUGAGAAAAAGUUAAAGCCCUGGCAUUCUACUUACAAGCUGCUGGUAACUAAGUUAUUGGUUCAAGGAGGAUUCACAGAUGCAUUGAAUAUUUUGGGAUUAAUGAGAACCCAUGGAUUUCCACCUUUUACCGAUCCAUUUAUUGAACACUUGUCAAAGAGUGGAAGUGGCAAUGCUGCUGCACUGUUUCUCAAGGCAAUGACAUCAAAGAGGUUUCCAUCUACAUCCAUGUUUCUCUGCAUGUUUGAAGCCUUUUUCAAGAACGGAAGGCAUGAAGAAGCACAAAAUUUCCUCUCUAAGUGUCCACGCUACAUCCGCAAUCAUGCUGAUGUCUUGAAUCUCUUUUGUUCCAUGAAUUCCAAAGAAGCUGCUUCUUCUGGUAUGUUGGCUGCUUAAGUUUUCAGAAUAUAUCUGAUGUUGUACUCUUCAGAAGUAUCUGCAAUUGCAUUUGUUUGGAAAUUUUGCAUCAUUAUUGAUUGAAGGACACCAAAUGAAUGCUUUGGUUGGUUCUUUGACAUUGGUAGACUUUGUAGUUCGAUGCAUCCUGGUUUACACGGUCUUAAUUAAUGUACAUUGUAGAUUAAAGUGAUGCUAUAUAAGCAACAUUUUACACACAAAAAACUUGCAAUUCUCCUCAUGAGAUUUACUUCCAGAUUUGUUCAGUGUUAUCUCACAUUUUUUUGCACAAAUGCUCAUGCAGCUCUUCUGUAUUGCAAACGUGUUUCCUUCAAUGUUGCUUGAACAACAUUAUUAGUAGAUUAACACAACCUUUAAUAUACCAUGAAGACUUCAUUUGUUAUUGGACUGAACCCUUUUCAUAUAGGAUAGUCGGAUACUGAUAUGUUUCUAGUCAGGAUCACGGUAAUGCAACAAGAUCAAGAGUUGUUGCUAA
Glycine soja is the source of this 2523-nucleotide messenger RNA. RefSeq names its product pentatricopeptide repeat-containing protein At3g02490, mitochondrial-like. Gene Ontology annotation, molecular function: protein binding. The record is from RefSeq and is a predicted model, not a curated record. NCBI's taxonomy places the organism in Eukaryota, Viridiplantae, Streptophyta, Magnoliopsida, Fabales, Fabaceae. Bases 138 to 2027 code for a protein of 629 amino acids. The transcript has 2 exons. Gene Ontology annotation, biological process: RNA splicing.